GACGUAGCUGAGCUGGUGCCCUGCUGUGUUGUGUGAGCAGCAGUCUGCGGGAGAAAGCGGGGCUCGUCGCUGCAUACGGCUCGGCCCGGGGCCCUCACCGCCCUCACCAUGGAGUUUUUAAUGGGGAAUCCGUUCAGCACGCCGGUGGGACAGCGAGUCGAGAGUGCAACAGGCUCCAGCCUGCCAUCAGAAGACUGGGCCCUCAACAUGGAGAUCUGUGACAUGAUCAACAGCUCUGAGGACGGAGCCAAGGACGCAGUCAGAGCCUUAAAGAAAAGGAUCAUGGGGAACAGGAACUUUAAGGAGGUCAUGCUGGCGCUCACUGUCCUGGAGACGUGCGUGAAGAACUGCGGUUACAAGUUUCACAUCCUGGUGACCACGCGGGACUUUGUCGAAGGCGUUCUGGUCCGCUCGAUCAUCCCGAAAAACAACCCUCCGUUGAUUCUGCAUGACAGAGUGCUCAGCAUUGUACAGGCGUGGGCCGAUGCCUUUCGUAGCUCGCCUGACCUGACUGGCGUGGUGUCCGUGUACGAAGACCUGCGCAGGAAGGGACUCGAGUUCCCCGUGACCGAGCUGGACGGCUACGCGCCCAUCCAGGCCCCCCAGAAGCAGCCUUCUCCUGGGAACGGGCCCUCUGUCGCUACCCUGCCCUCCGCGCUGCUCCCCUCCAAACCUCCGCUCAUCCCCCCGCUGACUUCACAGCUAAAACUGGCCCUGGAGGGGAACAAUGCAUUCACAUCUGUCCAGGUGAAACAGCUGAAGACGGAGCUGGGAGUGGUGCGAAGCAACCUGACUAUGAUGUCGGACAUGAUGACUCAGCUGGACCCCGUCACGGUAAAAGAAGCAGACAUGGAGCUGCUGGAGCAGUUAUACACAGUAUGUAAGGAAAUGCAGGACAGAAUUGUGAAGGUGGUCCCCAGGCUGAGUGAGGAGAAGCUGAUCGAGGAGCUGCUGGCAGCGAACGAUGAGAUAAACAGCGCCUUCACCCGCUACCACAGGUUUGAGAGGCGAAUACCAAACAGUCAAAGCGCAGCAGAGAAGAGUCAAACAUACGUCAACCUCACCGACUUCGAUCUGACACCCGAGUCUGUCAGCCAAUCAGGAGUCCCGUCCGUUACCAACAGCUCAUUCAGCCUGUCAAAAGCUGACAGUUUUUCCAGUCAGAUGGCGAGACUUAGUACAUCCGAGUCCGAUGACGCGCUAUCGCAGAAUAUAAAUAUCUCAACUCGACAAAGGCCGAGUGAGCUGAGUGAGGUGGCAGAGGACGGCCCGGCUGAGGCUCAGGACAGCAGGCUACGCAGCGCUGUGGCGGACGGCAGCCCGGCCUCCACCCGCAGCGCCUCGCCAAAGUUAGAUUGGAUGAUUAAGAGGGGAAUGAUUCCUAUCAACCAGUCGACCGUAAUGGAUGACAUUGAGAAAUGGUUGGAGCUGGACAACGAGUAUGACGACCUUGAGGAUGCAGACGGUGUGACCAGUGAAGAGUUUGACAAGUUCUUGGCAGGGAGAGCACAAGCAGCUGAGCGUCUUCCGUCGCUGAGAGCGUCCUCGCAGGACGCAAACCACUCGCAGUCUUCCGCUACACCAGGAACCUGACGAACUAACAGGACUCGCACCGCUUCCGCCACCGGCUGAGAAAAAGACAUUUCCACCUGGGGACGGGGUGAAAGGCACAUGGGAAUUACAGCUCAUCUGAAGAAGAAUGUCAUAGCUGUGUACACUGCUCUUCACUGGGGAGCAAGCGUGCUUUUUAAGUGAUACAUGUAUUGUUGUUUUAUGAAGGGGGGGGGGGGGAGGUUCGUACUUGACAUUGUUAUGAGGGUUUGUCCAUGUGUGGAACGCACACAUUUGCACAUUUUCUAUGGUUACAUUCCUGCUGUUGAAAGAAAGAUGGGGGUAUUGUUACUGAAGGCAACUUUUUCAAAAGAUAUGUACUAUAUUGCGGUUAUAUAUAAAUAUAUAUUGCUGAAAAAAUGAUAAUGGAUUAAGGAAAGCGCUCCUAUCGAAGUAGCAAACACUGUUAGCUUGUGUGUAAGUGAAGCUUGGCUGUUAAAUAAUUAAAUAAUUUGAAUCUUUGGUGAUGUUUUUUUCACAUCAAACAUGCCCUUGUGAAGAUGUUUUAACCGAAGAAGCAGUCGUGACAAACUGUUGUCAUAUUAAACUUAACCUAUUAA
Pungitius pungitius (ninespine stickleback) is the source of this 2171-nucleotide messenger RNA. It is a transcript of the gene tom1, whose product is annotated as target of myb1 membrane trafficking protein. Gene Ontology annotation, molecular function: ubiquitin binding; phosphatidylinositol binding; clathrin binding. Bases 109 to 1593 code for a protein of 494 amino acids. Gene Ontology annotation, cellular component: endosome; membrane. The record is from RefSeq and is a predicted model, not a curated record. The transcript is spliced from 16 exons. Gene Ontology annotation, biological process: signal transduction. NCBI's taxonomy places the organism in Eukaryota, Metazoa, Chordata, Actinopteri, Perciformes, Gasterosteidae.